CGGCCCCGGCGGCGGGGCGGGGCGCGGGGCGGUGCGGGGCCGGCGGGCUCGGCGGGCCCUGGCCGCGGGGCGCUGGGCUGCGCCGCCGAGCCGCGGCGGAGGAUGCGGCGGAGCCGGGCGCCGCGGCUGGUGCUGGCCGCCUGCCUCGGCUCGUUCCUGCUCCUCGUCUUCUACUUCCAGAGCAGCCUCAACCCAGCUGCAGAAGAUGGGGAUAUGAGAUCCACCUGGCAGGGGAAGGCCGGUCGCAGCCCACUCCAGGCCCUGUAUGACAGUGACCAGUUUGAGCAGUCAUCCCUGCAGGUCAUUCACCAGCAGAGACGAGAGCUGUUGAGCAACAUCUGCAACCGUUACACCCGCAAGCGGCGACUUCUGCGGCCGGACGACUUGCGGCACUUGGUGGUGGAUGACACACAUGGGCUGCUCUACUGCUACGUGCCCAAAGUGGCCUGCACUAACUGGAAGCGGGUGAUGAUGGUCCUGACGGGGCAAGGCAAGUACCGGGACCCACUGGAAAUCCCCGCCAACGAGGCUCACGUCUCAUCCAACCUGCGCACCCUCUCUGAGUAUAGCAUCCCUGAGAUCAACCACCGCCUGCGCAGCUACCUCAAGUUCAUCUUUGUGCGGGAGCCCUUUGAGCGCCUGGUCUCAGCAUACCGCAACAAGUUCACCCGCAGCUACAACACAGCCUUCCACAAGCGCUACGGGACCAAGAUCAUCCGGCGGCACCGGCAGGAGCCCAGCGACAAGGCCCUGGAGCGCGGGGAUGACGUGCGCUUUGAGGAGUUUGUCUACUACCUGCUGGAUCCACGGACGCAGCGGGAGGAACCCUUCAAUGAGCACUGGGAGCGGGUGCACUCACUCUGCCACCCCUGCAUCGUCCACUACGACGUGGUGGGCAAGUAUGAGACCUUGGCCGAAGAUGCCAACUACAUCCUCCAGCUGGUUGGGGCUGACACGAGUGUCAAGUUCCCGUCUUCAUCCAAGACCACCAGGACGACGGACGACAUGACGGCCCAGUUCUUCCAGGACAUUAGCCCUUUCUACCAAAGGAGACUCUUUAAUUUAUACAAAAUGGACUACUUGCUGUUCAAUUACUCCAUCCCCUCGUACCUCCACAUCCGAUGAGGCAGGGACUGGGGGGAGAGGUGAGGGAGAGCUGGGUAACUCUCAUCUUGCCACAAUUCCUCUCCUCCCACCCUGUGCUCAUCUCUUGGUUGACCUCGACCCCGUGCCCUCUCUGUUAUGGUCUGCUCCACAUCCUGAUGCCUCAUUCAUGCAUGGUCUGGAGGGAGGACACCUCUCAAAACACUGGCGCUGGAGCUUUUCCUUGCCUUUCCCUCCCACCCUUCAACAUCUACAAGGGCUGGUGGUGGGACCGACACUGCUGGGUAGGAGGGAUUGCCUUGGUUGGGGACUUUCUUUUAACUAAGAGACUACUUUGUAGAUCCUAGUCUUGGGAAGGCUGCUUUUUCGGGCAGGAUCCCUUCAGGUCUUUCUCCUCCUUACUGGGCUGUUGGGGCCGGCCAUGGCGUCUCUGGGGGCAGAGGGGAGUGUGUCAGAGACUUGCAUAGAAACAGAAAUAAAGCAAUAAUUUAAUGUAAGUUUUUCCUUUAA
Molecule: messenger RNA, 1614 nt
Organism: Phalacrocorax carbo (great cormorant)
Lineage: Eukaryota; Metazoa; Chordata; Aves; Suliformes; Phalacrocoracidae
Source: RefSeq, a predicted model, not a curated record